Molecule: messenger RNA, 5341 nt
Organism: Ornithodoros turicata
Lineage: Eukaryota; Metazoa; Arthropoda; Arachnida; Ixodida; Argasidae
Gene: G9a
Product: histone-lysine N-methyltransferase EHMT2-like
Exons: 27
Coding region: 16-3795 (1259 amino acids)
Biological process (GO): negative regulation of transcription by RNA polymerase II; peptidyl-lysine dimethylation
Cellular component (GO): nucleus; chromatin
Molecular function (GO): zinc ion binding; p53 binding; histone H3K9 methyltransferase activity
Source: RefSeq, a predicted model, not a curated record
AAGGAAACGGGCAGAAUGCAAGCGUGUCUGGCAACCCGACGACGCGAGCGGGGCAGGUCUUCAGCAGGUACCCGCCAAACCAAUAUUAUAAUUUGCCUCCAAUUUGACAUAAUCGUGUUGUAUACUUUACAGCAUCAUUAUUGGUAUUAUAAUGUCAUGCCGCAACUGAAGGGUCCAGGUAGCACCUCCAUGCCCCAAGCUGGUGCUGCAACGAGCCGCAAGAUGGCUCGUUCCAGCACCACACGGGCAUCCAUUGCUACAAGCAGUCGGGAGGGCCGUGCAAAGAUGUCCGCCCCAACAAAGACGGAUUCGAAGCAGAACCUUGCUCUACUCAAGAUGGCAAUGGGUACCAGGCAAGCAACCACCAUGAAGAGUCCUGAAACGCAGAAAGUGAUACGAAUGGGCCCACGAGUGAGUGAGCUCAAGAAGAUGCUGACAACGGUGAUGCGUAGGUCAGCAGAAGGCAGCAAGGGCAGUGAGCAGCUUGACCAGAUAUCCUAUGGUGUGAACAAGGCCCGAAAAUCAUUUCCUGCGUCUUCGGAGAGCGAGAAGAAAUUGAAGGAGGUACUCCAAAAGAAGAGCAAUAGCGCGCAGCAACGGAAGCACAAGAAAAGGUUUUUUCGUGGGACCACCUACGGUCUCUAUCUCAGCGCACCGAAGAAGAAGAAGAAGGUUAGUAAAAAGCCUUUGGAAGAAGGAGGCGCUGCCAAGGAGGGCGAGUCGGACGAGAGUGGGGAGGUUGCCAGCGCGGAAGAGAUGGAAGAGGCAUCUUCGGAGAACGGCAGUCAGGCAUCCUCCCGCAUCACCGAGACUUCCUUGGAUGCGUCUGGGUCUCGAGACUUUGAACGUGGCGCUGUAGAAGAGAACGAUGAAGAGAGUCUGGUCAACGAUGCUCACAAGUCUAAUGCUGACUCACACUGCGAGUUUCGAGAGAUGAUAGCCGACGAAGCUGACGCAGAAAAUGCGUUCGUGGCAAUCGGGAGACUCGAUCAAGGGGUCCGAACGCAGUCAGCGAAGAAAACGAUACGCAAGCCCGAGGCAAACGACGUUCCUGAGUCUUCACUCUCUGAGGCCAUACUGGCUGAAGUCAUGUCACUGGGAGGGAGCUCCGUGAGUGAGAAAGAGAACAGCCAACCAGAACUGAUAGGUGACAACAGCAUGAUGGCACCAGGUAGCGGCAAUGAUUCGUAUAGUAUAGCGUCAAGCGUAAAGAACCGCCAGCGUUUCAAGCGCCGUCUGAUGGAGGAUCAUGUCGAUGUAGACGAAGUCAGUAUGUGCUCUUCCUCUUCAAUCAGUCCUGACUUGACACCUGGUGGUCUAACUGCUCCCAAGAAACCAAAGAAAGCCACAUGCAAUGGCACUGCCAGCACACCCUUGGCACAAGCAGAUGGAAAUGCAAACUGUGGUUACAUUAGAGUCGAUGUGGUGUAUGAUACACGGUUUCCAAUAUGUAACAAGUGCACCUGCUUGGCCAAGCCCCUUGACGCUGUUGCUGUUCGUGCAGCAGAGUCGAGGUCGUACUGUCAAGCACUUGAUUCUGUUCAAGGCAGGAUUGUAGGUUGUGUACGCCCUGUGAAGCCCGGCAGUUCCAGUCUGGUGCGUCCCUCAGUCCGUAUUCCUUACGCCGCUUUGUGUGAAGGUCAUAUGCGUCGCCUUCGUCUUCACCACUGCUGUCCUGGCUGCGGGGUCUUCUGCACUCAGGGAGACUUUGUGCAGUGCAGCACUUCGGUACGACUCGAAGCCUGUACCCCUCACAUAUUCCACCGACGGUGCCAGGUGGACGGUGGAAAUGGGACAUCCCCUCUGUGUCCACACUGCGGCUGCGGUGCCCCUUUCGAGCCCAUCCACCUCGAGCUUAAAACACCUCGGCCUCCCACCUUCUAUCUCACACAACACUUAGCACUGCCGUCCAAGCGAAAUGCCCGCAUGAGCUCCCAGAGACCCGAUGAUGUGGUAGAUGAAAAACCUGCAGUCAGUGGUGAAUCAAUUGUGCUUGAGGACGCUGGGGUGACACUCUCCACAGAUGCGCUGCCUCAGUGUGCCUCCAAGAGAGAGUUAGAAUUAAUGAUUCGAAAGCUGAAAACAGAAAAGACACCUGGCACAAAGUAUAACGUAAGGGCUUUGUACACUGCUGCAAAGACAGGAGACCUUGAGACUGUAUUAAACAUGAUUGUGUGCGGACACAACGUAAACCAUGUAUUUGAGGAAAAUCAUAGUACCACUGCACUUCACCAGGCGGCAAGCUUUGGCCAUCUAGCCAUUGUUCACAUUUUGUUUCAAACAGGAGCGUUUCUCGACGAACGUGAUGGUCAGCUGUACACCCCAGUAAUGAGAGCUGUCGACUCUAAACAUGUCGCCGUUGUGAACUACCUGAUUAAAGUUGGUGCUGAUGUACGUGACAAAAGGGGUGAAGAUGGAAUGACGUGCUUGCAUUUGGCUGCACGAAGUGGGAGCCAAGAAAUGUGUGACCUGCUUCUCAACUCGGAAGCUAUACCAAUUAACGUGCAGGAUGACGGUGGCUGGACUCCUCUGGUCUGGGCCUCGGAACAUGGAAAGUCUGACGUCGUCAAAUUCCUACUUUCUAGAGGAGCGGAUCCAAACUUGAAAGAUGGGGAGGAAAACAUAUGUCUCCACUGGUCAGCAUUCUCAGGCAAUGUGGAUAUAUCCGCAUUGUACUUGGAUAGGGGAUCUGAUGUGAAUGCUGUCAAUGAGCAUGGUGACACUCCGCUCCAUGUUGCAGCCCGGCAGGAUAACCACGAAGUGGCUGUGCUCCUCCUCAAUCGUGGUGCGCGCUUGGACAUCCUAAACAAGAGGAAUGACAGUCCCAUUGCUUGUUGCAAAGAUGAGAAGUCCCUCAGCUGGUUGGUUCUAAAUGUCAACUUAGAACUGCGCAACGUGGUUCAGAGUAGUGGUUCAAUUCAGCAAAAGAGGACUGUUCACAGGGACAUCAGUCGCGGCAAAGAACUGAACCCAAUCGACUGUGUGAAUGAUGUAGAUGACGAGCCUGCUCCCAUUGACUUCCUAUAUCUGCUGGAGAACUGCGAAACAGUUCCCAUUUCCAUAGACAGAACAAUAACCUCUCUACAGAGCUGCAAAUGUGAGGAUUUGUGUACCUCUCCGUCUUGCCUCUGUUCAAGUAUCAGUUACAGGUGCUGGUAUGGCAAGGAUGGGCGUAUAGUUCCAGAGUUCAAUAUGUUGGACCCUCCGAUGCUGUUUGAAUGUAGCAGAGCCUGCCUGUGCUGGAGCAACUGCCAGAACCGAGUGGUACAACAUGGCAUCACGUGUCACCUACAGCUCUUCCGUACAGCUGGAAAAGGCUGGGGAGUACGCACACUUCAAAGCAUUCCACGGGGAACCUUUGUAUGCGAGUACAUAGGCGAGAUCCUAUCUGACUCCGAAGCGGACCAGAGGGAAGAUGACUCUUACCUUUUUGACCUAGAGAAUCGGGACGGUGAGACAUUCUGUCUGGACGCACGUUACUAUGGCAACGUGAGCAGGUUUGUGAACCACCUGUGUGAGCCUAACCUGGUUCCUGUGCGGGUGUUUGUGGACCACCAGGAUUUGAGCUUUCCCCGCAUGGCCUUCUUCAGUUCACGGGACAUUGAGCCUUAUGAGGAGCUCGGGUUUGACUAUGGAGAAAAAUUCUGGAUGAUCAAGUACAAGAUGUUUACUUGCGAGUGUGGCUCUCAAAAGUGCAAGUACUCCAAAGACAAGAUCCAAGAAACACUUAUCAACUACAACAAACGCCAAAAGGAGGAUCAGCAGGGGGAUUUACCUGCAUCCGUGGCAAGUUGAGGCAUGCCUCAACCAUCAUUAGUGCAGUUUCAUUACUUUGACAAAAUGAUGCACAGCUCUGCAACGCAUCCUAUGAACAGUCAUUUGACCAGAUAUCAUCCACAGUCUGCGAGAUGUGUUUCUGGUCCCAGAAACAAUAUGGUAAAUUUGGUUACAGUGUGGAAAGUUUUGACCAGCUUUAGUUUGACAGUAAUUGAAAUUAGUACUGGUAUUUCACUGGUUAUGCCAAAGCUCAGUCAAAGUUCAACUAAGUAUUGAUUAGACUUGCGUUUUUGGGUGUUCCAGUUUUUUUUUUUUUUUUUGAAAAUUGGAGGGCUUAAAUCGUGUGAUACCAGGUGGAAAAGCAGAUUUUCAGGGAAAAAAAGCAAAAUAUGCUUCUUGCACCUGGUCACGUGUCAGGUGACCAUGAGAUGCGAAGAGGCUGUGCUGAAUGCACAGUUUUUGGCGUUCUCCACUGUCAAUAUUGGUAACUGAAUUUGUGCUUCUGCAAGUUCACAUUCUGGAUUUUGCAGGUUUUACCUCUACCUGAGGGUGAUACAGAUCGACGGGUAAAAAUGGGUUCUGCUGGGUAUAGCCCUAAAACGCAAGGCUUUAAAUACGAUGUGCAAAAGCAACCUUUUGCAUGCUUUCAGUUGAUCCGGUAUGGCAUACCAAUGCCGCUCCUUUUGGGUUCACCUUCGGAAAGUACAAAUUUGACGGCAUACUACUAAGAUUCUGCAAUGAAACAAUGUAUACUAGACUCCUGGAUUCAUGGAUUUAGACUGCAUGCUUUUGAUGCUUCUAUGUUAGGUUAUAUGAAAUUCCUGCACCAAUUUUCACAAAGUGUCACAACAUAUUUUGAACUCUGAAUUCAGGCCAUGCACACAUUUCUACGGUUGUCUACCAUGACACUAAAAGGACCAAUUUAAUACAUGGCUUACUUGUGAAUUUGGUAUACAGGCACACAAUUUGACUGGCACACUCCAUCGUCGUAUGCAGAGACCUGAGCAGUAAUCGACAGGUCUGUUGGAUGAUAGGGUGCUUUGGCAGGCACAUUGGGACCGGCCGUUCCUUGAGUAUCUGAACAGUCAAGGCUAUUGCCAACACCUCCACAAUUCAGUUCAAUUCACUUACACAUAAUGUUGUGAAUGUACAACACCCAAAGCGGUAAUAGAGGAGGAGCAAAGAAGCAGACAGAAAACUGUUAGUCGUACUGCCUGGUCUUAGACAAAGUGACAAGCCGUUCGCACCCCCGCAGGUUCAUCCAAUAGGAAUAACCGCUGCACCCCUUAUGUUUAUAAGUCACAUCUUUUCUAGGAUCAUUUUCUUUUUAUACAUCCUCCCAUUGCUUAUUUCUUUACAGCUGUCAUAUUUUGCAGUCUUUUGUGAAUAUAUUUGCCCCCUUCUGUACUAGAAAGUGUCAUUUUAUGGUUGAAUUGGGACGAGCACAUUUUUGUGAUGCUCACAUUUUCAUACGGAACGUUUUUUUCUCUUGUUGGCACGCAACGUUUUGGAUUGAUUUUAAGUGCAUUACAAUAAGCGUGAAAUAAAUGAGAUGUGAAAUGGA